Messenger RNA from Protopolystoma xenopodis, 639 nucleotides. The record is from the annotation of a GenBank genome assembly. Lineage: Eukaryota; Metazoa; Platyhelminthes; Monogenea; Polystomatidea; Polystomatidae.
AUGAAUGGUUUAGCGAAUGUUGUCAAUACGCAGUCUGGCUCUUCUAUUGUCUUACAUUUUUAUCCCUUUGAUUCGCCAAACUAUGCCAUACCAAUUGCCCCUGAUUUAUUCGUAUCCAUUUUCCCUCCACCCUCAGGCCUACCUCUCUUUCCUGGUGAGGAUGAAGGGGAUCAACUGGCCUGUAUCAUGGAAGUGAUCGACUUACCACCAGAAUCACUGUUGGAGCGUUCACGGCAUGUGGAACGCUUCUUCUACGAGAGCAUGGCUCAGGCCUGUCAUGCUGUGACUGCUCUCAGCGAAGGGGAGGCUGUGAAGGGGCUGCCGUGUGGAAAAGCGACUUCUCCAACAGCUCAGCCGAUCGGUGAAGGGUCGACGACUGUCGCUUCGAAGGGAUCAGGGCAAUCGGGCACGGCAACAGGCAUCGGUUCUGGACGGGUGCAUGAAUACGUGCCAAGGUACUGUACCAUUCGUGUGCUUCCAUCUGGAGAACCGCAACUGCUGCCAGGCCUAUCCAAGAAGGGAGGUCAUGUUCGCGGACGGCCUGGCAGCUUGCCGAUCGAGAAAGUGUUGGCCAUUUGGUCCGGCAACAAACGACUUCGCCAGCACCGAUUUCGCGCUCCAACCAACAGCGGUCGUCUG